This is a messenger RNA of Dromaius novaehollandiae (emu), 936 nucleotides long. Its product is annotated as olfactory receptor 14C36-like. The record is from RefSeq and is a predicted model, not a curated record. The transcript has a single exon. The coding region runs from base 1 to 936 and encodes 311 amino acids. Gene Ontology annotation, cellular component: membrane. Lineage: Eukaryota; Metazoa; Chordata; Aves; Casuariiformes; Dromaiidae. Gene Ontology annotation, molecular function: odorant binding; G protein-coupled receptor activity; olfactory receptor activity. Gene Ontology annotation, biological process: G protein-coupled receptor signaling pathway.
AUGUCCAACAGCAGCUCCCUCAACGAGUUCCUCCUCCUGGCGUUUGCAGACACCCGGGAGCUGCAGUUCUUGCACUUCUCGCUCUUCCUGGGCAUCUACCUGACUGCCCUCCUGGGCAACGGCCUCAUCAUCACAGCUGUAGCCUGCGACCACCGCCUCCACACCCCCAUGUACUUCUUCCUCCUCAACCUCUCCCUCCUCGACCUUGGCACAAUCUCCACCACUGUCCCCAAAUCCAUGGCCAAUUCCCUGUGGGACACCAGGGCCAUUUCCUACUCGGGAUGUGUUGCCCAGGUCUUCCUCGUUUUCUUCUUCUUUGGAGGAGAGUAUUCCCUUCUCACUGUUAUGGCCUAUGACCGCUACGUUGCCAUCUGCAGACCCCUGCACUAUGGAACUCUCAUGGGCAGCAGAGCUUGUGUCAAAAUGGCAGCAGCUGCCUGGGGCACUGGUUUUCUCAAUGCUCUCCUGCACACUGCUAACACAUUUUCAAUACCACUCUGCCAAGGCAACACAGUGGACCAGUUCUUCUGUGAAAUCCCCCAGAUCCUCAGGCUCUCCUGCACAGACUCCUACCUCAGGGAAUUGGGGCUUCUUGUGGUUAAUACCUGUCUUUUCUCUGGGUGUUUCAUUUUCAUUGUGGUGUCCUACGUGCAGAUCUUCACUGCUGUGCUGAGGAUCCCCUCUGAGCAGGGCCGGCACAAAGCCUUUUCCACGUGCCUCCCUCACCUGGCCGUGGUCUCCCUGUUUGUCAGCACUGUCAUCUUUGCCUACCUGAAGCCCCCCUCCAUCUCCUCCCCAGCUGUGGAUCUGAUGGUGUCUGUUCUGUACUCGGUGGUGCCUCCAGCAGUGAACCCCCUCAUCUACAGCAUGAGGAACAAGGAGCUCCAGGAGGCUCUGAGGAAACUCAUUCAAGUGGUAGUAGUUCAGCAGCAAUAA